AGAAACGGACGAUCCGAAGAAGAACUUCCCCUACUAAAACACAACAACUUUACAGAAGAACAGAACAGAAGACACUUUCUUCUACCACUCUCUCUCUUCCUCUCUGUCUGUAGAUUUUAAUAAAAUAAAAAAAUAAUUUAAUAAAACAAAAAGAAGAAGAGAAAUCUCUUCUCUUCUUUUCUUUUUUUCUGGGUUUUUGAUUCUUCUUGUUGAUCUUCUGUUUGAGAGAUUUUGGCAAGUGUAUGAUUUUAAUGGACUGAUGAUUAUAUGAAGAAGAAGAUUUAGAUAAUAAUAAAGAGUUUAAUAAUAAGAUUUGAUUUUGCAGACUGAUUUUGGAAGAGGAGGUGAAAUCAGAAGUGGGUUUUGUUUGAAUUUGUGAAAUUUUUCUGGCUGGGUUUGAUUGAUCAUCAUGGCGGUUGUUGAAAAUGAAUUGGGGGUUGUUAAUAAUGGUUCAGCAGCAAAUAGGACACAGACACCACAAGAUUCAUCAAACGAUCUUGCUGAUCAAAACAACAAUUCAGGGAUUCGGAUGGUGGAUCCUAAUCCUAAUUUUCACUUGAAAGUUCAGCAAUUUCAGCAGCAGCAGCAGACUGGUGAUGCUCACAUUAGCAACAACAACCAUAUAUCUCAGAUUCAUCAUCAAGGAGACGAUAACAAUAAUAAUAUGACUAAUGGAAAUAGUGAAGAAGGGUUUAAAAGGGAUAUGAGAGAUUUAGAGGAACUUCUCUCUAAAUUGAAUCCUAUGGCUGAGGAAUUUGUUCCUCCUUCACUGUCUAACAAUGGAUCAGUAGUAGGUGCUGGUUUUUACCUUAACAAUUUUGCCAUGCAUAGUAACAAUGGCAAUGGCAAUGGAAAUGGAAAUAUUAACAGAAGGAAGAAGAAUAAUUAUAGCCAGGGAAGGCGCAGGAUGAAUAGUCGAACAAGUAUGGCGCAACGAGAAGAUAUAAUUAGGCGCACUGUAUAUGUAUCUGACAUUGAUCACCAGGUUACUGAAGAACAGCUUGCUGCUCUCUUUAUCAACUGUGGACAGGUUGUGGACUGUCGCAUCUGUGGUGAUCCCCACUCCGUUCUUCGCUUCGCUUUUAUUGAGUUCACUGACCAGGAUGGUGCAAGAGCUGCAUUGAGUUUGGCCGGGACCAUGCUUGGUUAUUACCCAGUAAGGGUUCUGCCUUCCAAAACUGCAAUUGCGCCGGUUAACCCAACAUUUUUGCCGAGGUCUGAAGAUGAGCGGGAGAUGUGUGCGAGAACCAUCUAUUGCACAAAUAUCGAUAAAAAGGUUUCUCAAGCGGAUGUAAAACACUUUUUUGAAUCCAUCUGUGGAGAGGUUUAUCGUUUGAGACUUCUCGGAGACUAUCACCAUUCUACUCGCAUCGCUUUUGUCGAGUUCAUAAUGGCUGAAAGUGCAAUUGCUGCUCUGAACUGUAGUGGUGUGGUGCUGGGUUCCUUACCAAUUAGAGUAAGCCCUUCAAAGACGCCAGUUUGCCCACGUUCACCUCGUCAAAUGCACUGAGGAGUUCUAGCAGGACGAUCAAGCUGAAGAAGCCAGAAUCUAAAUAUACGGUCCUGCAUUCCAGUCGUGGCUGCAGGUCUCCUAGAUUAUGUUACCGCUUUAUGUAUCUACUACUCUUUAUGUAUCUACUACUCAAGAUACAGACAUUUAAAGAUACCUCUGGUCGGUUUUCAUUUUUAGUUCUUCUAUUUCUCUUGUUACCUCCCCCUUUUUUUUGUUGCAUAUUUAUCCUGCAAUCUUUUGUUUUAUCCAGGAUUAAGGACAUAUAUGCUUUGUUAAUUUCUAGUAUGUAGAGUUGGAAUGGAACUUGGAGGCUUUAAAAGAGUUAAUAAUGUUUCCUUAACUGCAGCAAUUUGUCUUGCGGAAGAUGUACUGAAAGUUUAUAUACGAUAGACUGGUUUCUGUCUGUUUUACUA
Molecule: messenger RNA, 1926 nt
Organism: Papaver somniferum (opium poppy)
Lineage: Eukaryota; Viridiplantae; Streptophyta; Magnoliopsida; Ranunculales; Papaveraceae
Product: polyadenylate-binding protein-interacting protein 12-like
Exons: 12
Coding region: 410-1510 (366 amino acids)
Molecular function (GO): RNA binding
Source: RefSeq, a predicted model, not a curated record